Molecule: messenger RNA, 981 nt
Organism: Hibiscus syriacus
Lineage: Eukaryota; Viridiplantae; Streptophyta; Magnoliopsida; Malvales; Malvaceae
Product: E3 ubiquitin-protein ligase RNF185-like
Exons: 2
Coding region: 119-775 (218 amino acids)
Biological process (GO): ubiquitin-dependent protein catabolic process
Cellular component (GO): endoplasmic reticulum
Molecular function (GO): ubiquitin-like protein conjugating enzyme binding; ubiquitin protein ligase activity
Source: RefSeq, a predicted model, not a curated record
AAACAUCACGGAAAAUUUCGAGUACCCUCGAAUAUUCCCGAAAUUACCUAUCACCCAUUUAAGAAAUUUGUACCUUCACUCUAUCAAUCAAUUCUUUUGAUUCUCAGGUAUAUAAGCAAUGGCGAGUGGUUUUGGGGAAUCAACAAGCAUUCCUCCCCCGCGUCAAUCUUGCUCUAGUAGUAUUAAUGCUAAUGAUGCUGGUGAUUUCGAAUGCAAUAUCUGCUUCGAAUUGGCUCAUGAUCCAAUUGUUACACUUUGCGGUCAUCUCUUCUGUUGGCCAUGCCUAUACAGAUGGUUGCACCAUCACUCGCAUUGUCAAGAAUGCCCGGUCUGCAAGGCCCUCAUACAAGAGGAAAAGCUUGUUCCCCUUUAUGGCACGGGCCAAAGCCAGACCGAUCCGCGUUCAAAAUCGUAUCCGGACAUGGAAAUUCCUAACCGCCCAGCCGGGCAAAGACCAACAACUGCUCCACCACCACCCCCAGAAACCAACCAGUUUGCCAAUUAUGGGUUCGGACUAAUGGGCGGUUUUGUUCCGAUGGCAACUGCAAGGAUCGGAAACUUCACGAUGGGUUUUGGGGGCUUAUUGCCGUCCUUGUUCAAUAUUCAGUUUCAUGGAUAUCCAGAUCCUGCUGUGUAUGGAUUCCAUACAUUUCAUGGUGCUCAUGCUCAUGGGUUCCCCCCACCGACAACUCAAGGGCAGCAGGCAGAUAAUGUUUUGAAGAAUCUUCUUUUGUUGAUUGGUGUCUUUGUGGUUCUUGCUCUGCUUUAUUGGUGAAAAUAGUUUUUAAGCCCUCGGCCAGUGGUGGUUAUUUAGUGUCUGUAAAUAUACCAGCAGCACUGGGGAUUACGUUUUUGGCUUGAGAGAAAGUUGUCUAUAUGAUACUGUCAUUUUGUCUCAUUUAGCAUCAAGAACAACUCAAACCGGUGUCUAUUUCUCUUUAUCAAAAAUAAAAAUUAGUGAUAGUUUUCAUUUUCUUCCUC